Molecule: messenger RNA, 432 nt
Organism: Mycena indigotica
Lineage: Eukaryota; Fungi; Basidiomycota; Agaricomycetes; Agaricales; Mycenaceae
Product: putative eukaryotic translation initiation factor 1A
Exons: 5
Coding region: 1-432 (143 amino acids)
Biological process (GO): translational initiation
Cellular component (GO): cytoplasm
Molecular function (GO): translation initiation factor activity; RNA binding
Source: RefSeq, a predicted model, not a curated record
AUGCCGAAGAAUAAAGGAAAGGGUGGAAAAAAUCGCCGCAGGGGCAAAAACGAGAACGAUGACGACAAGCGGGAGCUCGUCUUUCGUGAAGAUGGCCAGGAGUACGCUCAAGUCAUCAAGAUGCUCGGAAACGGUCGGCUCGAGGCCCAAUGUUUCGAUGGCGAGAAGCGUUUAGCGCACAUCCGAGGCAAGAUGCGUAAAAAGGUGUGGAUUAAUCAGGGCGACAUUGUGCUGCUCUCCCUCCGCGACUUCCAAGACGAUAAAGCAGACGUCAUCGUCAAAUAUACGGCCGAUGAGGCCCGUAAUCUGAAAGCAUAUGGUGAACUACCCGAGAACGCCAAGAUCAACGAGACAGACACGUUCGGUGAAGAGGACGGUGAAUGCACGUUUGAAUUCGGAGACGAAGGCGACUUGGACAUUGACGACAUUUGA